This is a messenger RNA of Eucalyptus grandis, 1575 nucleotides long. RefSeq names its product 1-aminocyclopropane-1-carboxylate synthase 3. Bases 1 to 1416 code for a protein of 471 amino acids. Lineage: Eukaryota; Viridiplantae; Streptophyta; Magnoliopsida; Myrtales; Myrtaceae. Gene Ontology annotation, biological process: amino acid metabolic process; biosynthetic process. The record is from RefSeq and is a predicted model, not a curated record. The transcript is spliced from 3 exons. Gene Ontology annotation, molecular function: transaminase activity; pyridoxal phosphate binding.
AUGUGUAUUGAUCCAGGGAAGUGGUUCAUCUUUGCACAGCUCUCUCUGGAUCUUGUGGAGUCAUGGCUUGAGCGCAACCCAGAAGCAACUGAAUUCACCAAUGGAGGAACUACUUUUAGAGAUAUUGCACUCUUCCAAGAUUAUCACGGCCUUCCCGCUUUCAAGAAUGCAGCUUCUACCAAUUAUAUAAAUUGCAACUUUACCGAUCAGCUUGGCCUUUUCCUUCUCUUUCUCGAUCUGUAUUUUGAUCUCAUCACAGCUAAUCACAGGAGCGGGCUGACUUAUAAAGGCUCGUGUUUGGCUGUGCAGGCCCUGGCGGGUUUCAUGUCGAGAAUAAGAGAGAACAAGGUUUCAUUCGAUCCAGACAAGCUGGUUCUCACUGCGGGCACAACUUCGGCGAAUGAGAUUCUCAUGUUUUGCCUUGCCGAACCUGGUGAUGCUUUUCUUGUUCCGACCCCGUAUUAUCCUGGAUUCGACAGAGACCUCAAAUGGCGAACCGGAGUUGAAAUCAUCCCCAUACACCGCUCGAGCUCGAACGGCUUCAAGAUCACCGAGUCCGCCAUGGAAGAAGCUUUCGACCAUGCCCAAAACCAGCUGAAUCGAACGGUGAAAGGCCUCUUGAUCACCAACCCUUCCAACCCGCUCGGCACCACGAUGACCCGCCACGAGCUCAGCCAAAUCAUACACUUCGCGAACGCCAAAAACGUCCACGUCAUCAGCGACGAGAUCUACUCGGGAACCGUCUUCGACUCACCCAGCUUCGUCAGCAUCGUCGAUCUCGCCUUGCAGCAUGAGAACUCGCACAACGGGGACGACCUGUCGAGCCGCAUCCACAUGGUCUACAGCCUCUCCAAGGAUCUCGGCCUGCCCGGCUUCCGUGCUGGGGCGAUCUACUCGAACAACGAGGCGGUCGUCUCGGCGGCGACCAAGAUGUCAAGCUUCGGCCUCGUCUCAUCGCAGACUCAACACCUUCUCUCAAGCAUGCUGUCCGACGAGAAGUUCGUGCAGAAAUAUUUAAGCGAGAACAGGACGAGGAUCAAGACCAGGAAGCAAAUGCUCGUUUCCGGUUUGAAAGAUUUAGGAAUCGAGUGUCUGAAUAGUAAUGCCGGUUUAUUUUGUUGGGUCAACAUGAGGAAGUUUCUAAAGUCAAACACUUUCGAGGCCGAGAUGGAGUUAUGGAGGAGAUUGAUCUAUGAGGUGGGGUGGAACGUCUCGCCCGGUUCGAGCUUUCACUGCGUUGAACCAGGUUGGUUCAGGAUGUGCUUCGCCAACAUGGACGAGAGGACACUGGCCGUAGCCAUGCGACGUAUCGGGGUCUUCGUUGACGCCAUGCGUGCAGAGAGAAUCAAGGGCACGAAACCUCAGUUUGGCCUGAGAGGGAGGAAAAAAUCGGCUUGCCCUUGCUCUGUUCUCUGAGUUUUGAAAUGAUCGAGCAGAAGGAGAUUUGAUCUACAUGGAGUGGUCGAGAAGAGAUGAUUUAGAUGGAUCGUUUGAAUUAAAUUGGACUUUCGCUAGAUUGUCGACAUAGAUUGGAUGUUGUGUAUUUGGUAAUUGGGAAUUAUAUUUUUAAGGUAA